AUCUAUUAUCAUUUAUCUAUAAUGUUUAUCAUUAAAUUAAUUCGGUAUAAUUGUCGUGUUGGACUAGUUUUAGCAUUCGAAAGGCAGAAAUUGGUACAUUACUAUUAUUACAGAACUAUUACUACUACUUGCUAAAUUUGACAUAACUAGAUUUUUAAUUCUUAUGACAUAAUGGAAAAAACUAAACAAGCUUUGUCGUCUAUACCCCUUCUAAAAACAAAAGCAGGUCCUAGAGAUGUAGAUUUAUGGCCACAACGACUAAAAGAAGAAUAUCAGUCUUUGAUCCAAUAUGUUCAAAACAACAAGGCAGCUGAUAAUGAUUGGUUUCGUCUAGAAUCAAACAAGGAAGGAACUAAAUGGUUUGGGAACUGUUGGGUGUUUCAUAAUCAACUUAAAUAUGAAUUUGACAUUGAAUUUGAUAUUCCAGUUACAUUUCCAACUACAGCACCUGAAAUUGCAUUACCUGAACUUGAUGGUAAAACUGCUAAAAUGUAUCGUGGUGGUAAAAUAUGUCUUUCUGAUCAUUUUAAACCAUUGUGGGCUAGAAAUGUACCAAAGUUUGGCAUUUCUCAUGCUUUAGCACUUGGUUUGGGACCAUGGCUAGCAGUUGAAAUUCCAGAACUAAUUUCACGAGGUGUAGUUGUUUAUAAAGAAAAAGAUGAGGACAAAUAAAUAUUACUUACAGAAAUUAUACCUUUACCUUUACCUUAAGAGCUGCAAGUGAUAUUUAAGUAAAUGUUGUAUUAUUUUAAAAUAACUGUUUCUUUUCUUAUGUAACCUAACUAUCUUAUUAUAUUUAAA
This is a messenger RNA of Sipha flava (yellow sugarcane aphid), 801 nucleotides long. RefSeq names its product ubiquitin-fold modifier-conjugating enzyme 1 (gene Ufc1). The record is from RefSeq and is a predicted model, not a curated record. Bases 172 to 672 code for a protein of 166 amino acids. Gene Ontology annotation, biological process: protein K69-linked ufmylation. Lineage: Eukaryota; Metazoa; Arthropoda; Insecta; Hemiptera; Aphididae. Gene Ontology annotation, molecular function: UFM1 conjugating enzyme activity. The transcript has 4 exons. Gene Ontology annotation, cellular component: cytoplasm.